Stomoxys calcitrans (stable fly) is the source of this 1667-nucleotide messenger RNA. Its product is annotated as tetratricopeptide repeat protein 17. Gene Ontology annotation, biological process: actin filament polymerization. NCBI's taxonomy places the organism in Eukaryota, Metazoa, Arthropoda, Insecta, Diptera, Muscidae. Bases 87 to 1487 code for a protein of 466 amino acids. The record is from RefSeq and is a predicted model, not a curated record. Gene Ontology annotation, cellular component: actin cytoskeleton; cytoplasm. The transcript has 2 exons. Gene Ontology annotation, molecular function: protein binding.
GGUUCUUAUCAGCAUAUUUAAUAAAUAUAAAUAAUAGGGUGUUAUAUAUAAUUUUAUACAUAGUAUCAUACAAACAUAUAAAAGCAAUGCUUAAUUCUAGGUUUAUUUUGGUUUUACUUUUUCCAAGUUUUUAUAAGAUUUUGGCUUCAAAUCACUAUGCUCUUAAGCUGGGAGAGAGUUUUAUUAAGAGGCGUUUAGAUUCACCGUUCCAUCUGAGAGAUCCUUGUGACCUUCCCACUUUUUUAGAGCAGAUUCGUAACAAUGAUAGCGCAGAAGAAGCUUUUAGGAAAAUGCAGCGUAAGCGAAGUAAAUUGGAUGACCACCUAUUAAUAACUGCGCAACUUUUACAAAACAUUCUUGAGCGUUCUAAAUGUGCCCGCGUUUAUAUCAAAAUGACUGGGUUGAGUGACUAUCUCCGGACUACGGGAGCCUCAAUGAAGCGUCUUGAGUUUCCCGAAAAACUUGAAAAAGACGCCAAGGAUGGCGAACCAAUAUGUACAAUUUAUGCAAAUUUGGAUUCACAGAGGGAUACUUAUGGGAAUUUGCAGUGCUUUAGCAAGGAGUUUGUCGAUACGAUGAAUAUUGAGAAGGAAGAGAAUUUAUUGAAACUUGAAUUGGGACUAAAAGAUGCCGAAAGUGUCACUGAAAUUAUAUACAGUGUAGCAAUAAAGGGACUUUUAAACAACCCCACAUCUUGGAAAUUUCAUAUGUUAGGCUCCUAUUAUUGGAGAUUGGUUGGUAAUGCAAAAAAUGCUUUGGACUGUGCUCGAUUGUCCGUGCAUUUAGCGCCUGAAGAACAUAAAGACAUUCCUCUGCUAAGUCUGGGAACAAUUUUAGUGCGGGCUGAAGUUUGGGAUGACGCUGAAAUUAUACUAAGAAACGCCGUAAAAUAUGGACCCAAUCAUGCGGAAAACUAUAUAGCCUUAGCCACACUUCUAGCAUUAAAACACGAUUUUAAUGGUGCGAGAGAAUAUUUUAAUACUGCAGAAAAACUUGAUGCCAUAAUGCACAAUAACUCGCAAAGGAUAAAACAGUUUAUAGAAUGUUUUGAACCGUUAGAUGCUGACAUAACCAGACUCUUUAGUCUAGUCAAAUAUAUGCUGAAAGAGAUUAAAGAAGUCAAUAAGCUUAGGCAGGAAAUAACACAAUAUCAAACAAAAAUUAUUCAAAAACAGGUACCUUUGGCGUCGCGUUAUACAGCAAACGACCACAAAUCAAAGGCGGAUCUUUUAAAACGUUAUCAAUACUGCAGUACAAGGAAGUCAGGCGAAGGACAAGAACAUGUCUUAUUCUGUGAUUUCUACUCGGAUCUACAGAUGCAGUUGGAAAGUAAGCAAUUUGACGCCGAACUAUUAGACUGGCAGGUGAACCGAUAUAUAGCUACCCUAUUUGAAAAACUACCGUUCGAAUAUAAGAAACACUUAGAAUUACUGUACAACAAGGCCAUAGCAAUAACGACUGAAACAAAAAACGCCUACGCUAUGUAACGUAAUGUAAGUUAACGCUUAUGCGCAUCUUUUGCUUAUUUUUAAAACAGGUCGUUUUGAUACUCAUUACCAUUGAAUAGGCGGUGUUCUAAUCUCGUCAUUCCGCUUGUAAUAGCUCAAUAAGUUGAUCUACGUCAUAAUGAAGUGUAUAUAUUUUUCUUGAUCGUCUUGACAAUCCAA